AUGGAAAGAGGAAAGGAGAGGAGGGUUUCCAACGACUUGCAGCAAACUUUCCACCAUUGUAAGGAACCCACCUUCUUUAUCAACCACGCCGUCCCGCCCCCCGACUCCCCCGCCAGCCUUUGCCCAGAAACACGGGGUGCCGAACCUGGUGACAAGGUACAGGCGCAGGCCCAGAAAACCCGACCUGGCACUGUGAUCGUGUCCAGACGAUCGGGCAGGAGAAUGAGGGCAGCGGGCCAGCCCAGCCCCCCGGUCAUCCCAGCCCGCAGGCCCGCCUUCCGGGUUUGCUACAUCUGCGGCCGGGAGUUCGGGUCUCAGUCCCUUGCCAUCCACGAGCCCCAGUGCCUGGAGAAGUGGCGUGCGGAAAACAGCAAGUUGCCCAAGCACCUGAGGAGGCCAGAACCCUCCAAACCACAGCCCCUGGGCGGCAGCGGCUCCUACAGCCUCCAGGAAGCCAACGAGGCCGCCUUCCAGGGCGUGCAGGCUCAGCUGGUGCCCUGCGAAGUGUGCGGCCGCACCUUCCUGCCGGAUCGUCUUCCUGUUCACCAGCGGAGCUGCAGGCCGAAGGGCCAGGGGCCCAGGGCGCCUUCCCCCGCAGACCUUCCUGGUCUCGGGAAAACUACCGGCACAGCCCCUGCCCGCCCAAGGAUGCUCCCGUGCUACAUCUGUGGUAGGGAGUUCGGUAGCCUGUCGCUCCCUAUCCAUGAACCCAAAUGCCUGGAAAAGUGGAAGAUAGAGAAUGACCGGCUGCCCAGGGAGCUCCGCCAGCCGCUCCCUCGGAAGCCUGAGUCCCUCCCGUCUGGACUGGCCGGCCACGAGGGGCCGAGUCAGGUGCAGCUUGUGCCCUGCCCAAACUGUCCCCGGACCUUCGCCCCAGAACGCCUCCUGGUGCACCUGAGAAGUUGCGCAGCUCAGUCCGGCGGCCCCAAAGCACAGAGCUUGUCCUUAGGGAGUCAGGGUGGCCUCUCUGAGGCCACUGGUGCCAAGCAGCAAGGCAACAAGGCAGCGCCUAGUGUAUCUGAUAAGGACUGUCUAGUCCGUUUCUUCUCUGAGUUCCAUGAUUAAAAUGAAGUGGCUGUGGACUCACUGGUUUAGGAGAUUCCAAGACAAUGAUUCUUGCGCCGGGAAAGUCAGACCAACAGAUGCUGGACAACUUUUCCGAUGAACACAGAAGAAAAAACACUGCUGCUUUUUCUGCGUAAUAAAAACGCAAACUCUUCAGUGCAGUGUGGGCUUCAGGCUGGUCUCGUAAACACGAUCUGUUUUCCCCAUCUUCUGGCCGUGGCUUUUCUUCCAAUACGUGUGAGGUCUGGAUCCAGGGAGUACGAGGAUCUGCAUCCCAGGGCCCCAACUCAGAAACCAUGUCCGCCCUCUGCCUCCCGGCCCUGCACGGGGCUGCGGGGUUCCCCUCACGGAUGGAGAGGCAGGGAAAGGCGUGGUCCUGAGUCUCACCCAUGUUGCAACACGUGCUUCGUGCUCCAAGGCUGGAGCCAGCAGGCUGAGCACACCCUGUUCUCGCGCGGUCUCGGCAGCACGCAGAGGCUGGCAGGCCUGCCACGGCACAGGAAGACACCUUUCUGACUCACCCCGGCAUCUGCAGCGGAGAAUGUCCCCCCGGUGACUCCUGCAUUUGGAUGAGGGCAGCAGGAGGCCAUAGAGAGCACGUGGCUUUGUCACAGCUCACCCGGCCCCGCUCUCCGGCCUGAACACCCAUGUGGCCGUGGGAAGGAACCUGCCAUGCACACAUCUUCCCACCGCUUCCAGAGGUGUGCCAACUCCUUGGGGGACCACACGGGCUGCAGUCGAGGACACAACAAGGUCAUCCAACAUAGGGUCCCUUUAAGCGGCCAGAUUUAAAACAAGCUCAAUCAAAAUGGAGAAAAGGCUGGACUUCAGAGAAGACCUGUUGAAGCGAUGGCUUUCUCCCUCCCCACCGAAGACGUUUGCCAUUCCAGGGUGCCUUUUUCCUUCCAGUUACAGUUCAAUCCCAUCCACCGAUGGAUGCCUUCCCUUCCUGGCCUCACAGAAAGUGUAGGCAGAGCUGUGAAUCCCUAGAGAGCGCUGCCCUCUACAGCACAGGCGUCAGACCCUGACCUGCCCGUGACGGCCGGGGUUGGCCGGCUGUCACACACGGGCACGCCUUUAUACGAUUCCGAAGUCUGCUUCGUUUCUUCCCCGUGUGGAUGAGAACAGUUUGCUUCUAGAAUCCCUGGUCUGACUUCAGAUGGGAAUCACUUGUCUCGCCUGGCGUUCUCAAGGGGCUCGAUUUUGCGGUGACCUCAGGUGAGGGCGACACUUCCAGGACCGUGAUCUCGGUACUUAGGAAGUAACCCUCGCCGGGUGGUGGGUGGGUGACACCGAUGGCUUUGCUGGCAGCCUGAGUUGCCCCUUCGCGCAGCCAGUUCCGCCAGGGAGAGCAGAGUGGACACUUGCUCACCUCCAAGGAACCUGGAGGAGGUAAGGGGAACAGAGCCUUCAGGAGAAUGUGUUAGGUGAAGGUGUGACUGCCCCAGGCCUGUCGCCUUCGUCCUCUCCAUCGCUUGGUGUCUGGAGCAGCCGUGAACUCCAGUUCUUUCCUCUGUAAAGGAAGCAGAUCCCGAGUGAGCAGCGGCCAGUUGUACAAGCUUUUAAACGUGGUGUGAACUCGAGGGGCGAUUUUGAUGCCUGAGAAGGAAAACCAUCGAUUAUCCUUUUAAAUUCUACUGUUGCGUCUACUUUACGAGCUCCUCUGUCUUACUAAGAGACUGACGAAUUUGCUAAGGAACGUUUAUAUCAUGGUCACGGUCAUAUUGCUCCUUAUGAUAAUAGGAAUGGGUAAACUUUAUUUAUUUAAUUGCUGGCAAAAAUAGUGUCCAACGGGGCCAGUGCUGUGGCACAGUGGGUAAAGCUGCCAUCUGUGGUGCCGCCAUUCCACUUGGGCGCCGAUUCGAGUCCUGGCUGCUCCUCUUCCAAUCCAGCUCUCUGCUGUGGUCUGGGAAAGCAUUAGAGGAUGGCCCAAGUCCUUGGGCCCCUGCACCCACGUGGGAGACUCGGAAGAAGCUUCUGGUUCCUGAUUCAGCUGGUGCGGCCAUUUGGGGAGUGAACCAGUGGGUGGAAGACCUCUCUCUCUACCGCUACCUCUCUAUAGCUCUGCCUUCCAAGUAAAUAAAUAUAUCUUUAAAAAAAAACUAGUGUCCUUUCUUCAAAGCUGGUUCUAAACCCUUUAGAUGUCAGUGCCUUCAGGUUAUGGAACACAGGUUGGCAGAGUAAAUGGAAUAAAAGGGCAUUUCAAAACAGUAGUGGAAACUGAAAUUGAGAGAUAAGUGGCCUCGUACAACUAGACACCAAAAUGAAACCAUUGCCUAACAACCUCCUAUCGGUUAGGUAGUAUUUGGGUUACUUUCCUAGAAUUUUCUAACACAUGAAGCAACAUUCUUAAGAAUCCUGACCUAUAUUGCAAAAUAGGCGUUAUUUUUCUUAACAAAAACUUUGUUUUCUAUAAAUGAUUAUGUCUCUGAAUGCAGUUUGAUGCAACUUUUGGCAUCGUCAAGUUAGGAUUUUGAAUUUUUCUUUUUUCCCCAUAAAGAAAUGUUAAAUGUGUGAGGAAAUGGAUAGGUUUACCCUGGUUGGACUUCACACAAUGUACACGUGUAUGGAAACAUUACAUGGUACCUCAUAAUUAUGUGCAAUUUUUAUGUGUCCGUUAAGAACAAAAAUUAAGUAAAAAGUUUUCACUGAAGUGUAAGGGAACUAAAAACUAGAAGCACAGCUGAGGCUUGAGCUGGAACUCUUUAGCUUCAUCGCUAGCAUCUGGUGCUGCCAUCUGGUGUUGUAAAGUAGUAUCUCCUCUCAAGUACGUUACUGCCUUUCAUUGUUUUAUCUCCAAACGCAUCACAAAGGUGCCCCUAUCAAGGGAACUCCAGGCAUUCAGACUAUUGCUAUGGAUUUGACUCCCAGUUAUAAACGCGGGUCCCUGGCUAAGUAUCGCAUUCUUUCAAGGCAGAGCUCCCAGGAGGAAGGAGGUCACAGUCCGGAAAUUGCCCAAGUGCAGGAUGGUUUCCCGUGUUUUCAAAUUUCCCACGCGUGUCUGUUGGGUGCUUGGACCCCAACCACCCAUGUGGGAGAUCCAGACGGAGUUCCUGGCUUCAGAUUGGCCCAGCCUCGGCCAUAGCAGCCAUCUGGGGAGUGAACCAACGGGUAGAAGAUCUCCUAUCUCUCUCUCUCUCUCUCUCUCUCUCUCUCUCUCUCUCUCACUCUGCCUUUCAAAUAAGAAAAAACAAAUUUAAAAGAAUGAGAAUAAAAAAAUACAUACUUGGUUUUGCAGUGGGGAUUUAGUUGCUAACCUUGGAAAGAACACAGUACAGUGGUGGGGUGCCAGAUGUAUGGAUGAUAAAAUAGGAUGUGUUUUGAGAAGUUCAGCUUUGAAGACUAGGAGAUAGUUGGUAGAUUGGCAAUGAAGACAUCAGGCUAGAGGGAUUUCUCUAAAAGGUGGGAGCUACUAGAAACUCUCUGAACGCCCAGGGUAAGCAUCUGGAGAAGCAGUGCAGAAAAGGAGGUUGAAUAAGUGGGAGAAGGGGGUCAGGGCACUUUUUUGUUUCAGAAGAAUGCCGAAUGCAGUUGGAACCAAGUUUGUCCAUUAGGAGUGGGACAGUGAAGGAGCUGCAAUCUGUUAGCUUACAUUGUUUUAUAUUUUCUCCAUGAAGUGUCAGGCAAGCUGGUCAAUACAAUCUGUUGAGAAAUAGCAGAGUGUAAAUAGAAAAAGGCUGUUUUUAAGGUGCUUCUUAGUCCUUUGUCUCUUCAUGUCUUCUUUUAAACAUAGUUUGUGUAGUCAAGACCAAGACGCCUGGAACCAUUUGCCUCUGUGAUUUCCAAAGACAAGACUGACUUGGAACUCUUGGAGGUUGUUAUGUUUGAGUGAUAAUUUGGGUGUCCCCAAAGGCCCAUGGGUUAAAGACUCAUGUGAAUGGAUUGGGGGG
This is a messenger RNA of Oryctolagus cuniculus (rabbit), 4955 nucleotides long. Lineage: Eukaryota; Metazoa; Chordata; Mammalia; Lagomorpha; Leporidae. The record is from RefSeq and is a predicted model, not a curated record.